AUAAGGGCUCAGCACUUUCUCCGCUUCUUUUGCAGAAGGCAUGUUUGCCUGGACACCUGUCCUCAACCACUCCGGCCCCACCGACUUCGUGUUCCGCGUGUUCACCACAGUCCCCGAAUUCCAGGCCCUUCUCUUCCUCCUCUUCCUCCUCCUCUAUUUGCUGAUCCUUUGUGGCAACACAGCCAUCAUCUGCGUGGUGUGCACACACACCUCCCUCCGCACCCCCAUGUACUUCUUCCUGUCCAAUCUCUCUUUCCUGGAGAUCUGCUACACCACCGUCGUGGUGCCCUUGAUGCUUUCCAACAUUCUGGGAGCCCAGAAGCCCAUUCCGCUGGCCGGAUGUGGGGCCCAAAUGUUCUUCUUUGUUACCCUUGGCAGCACAGACUGUUUUCUCUUGGCAGUCAUGGCCUAUGACCGCUAUGUGGCCGUCUGCCACCCGCUGCACUACACCCUCAUCAUGACCCAGAAGCUGUGUGUGCAGAUGGUGGUCGGCGCCCUGGGCCUGGCGCUCUCCCUCUCCCUGCAGCUCACCGCCUUGAUCUUCACGCUGCCCUUCUGCGGGCACCGCCGAGAAAUCAACCACUUCCUCUGCGACGUGCCUCCGGUCCUGCGCCUGGCCUGUGCUGACAUCCGCGUGCACCAGGCCGUCCUCUACGUCGUGGGCAUCCUCGUGCUGACUGUCCCCUUCCUGCUUAUCUGUGUCUCCUACGUGUUCAUCACCUUGGCCAUCCUGCGCAUCCGCUCGGCCGAGGGCCGCCACCGGGCCUUCUCCACCUGCUCCUCGCACCUCACGGUGGUCUUGCUGCAGUACGGCUGCUGCAGCCUGGUCUACCUGCGCCCCCAAUCCAGCACCUCCGAGGAUGAGGACCGCCAAAUCGCCUUGGUCUACACUUUCGUCACCCCCUUACUGAACCCCUUGAUUUACACCCUUAGGAACAAGGACGUCAAAGGUGCUCUCAGGAAUGCCAUCAUCAGUAAAGCAGCCUCUGGCGUCGAUUGAAGCCUUAGGGAAACUGGGGCGUCC
Otolemur garnettii (small-eared galago) is the source of this 1024-nucleotide messenger RNA. RefSeq names its product olfactory receptor 10Q1. Bases 41 to 1000 code for a protein of 319 amino acids. The record is from RefSeq and is a predicted model, not a curated record. Gene Ontology annotation, molecular function: olfactory receptor activity; G protein-coupled receptor activity. NCBI's taxonomy places the organism in Eukaryota, Metazoa, Chordata, Mammalia, Primates, Galagidae. The transcript has a single exon. Gene Ontology annotation, biological process: G protein-coupled receptor signaling pathway. Gene Ontology annotation, cellular component: membrane.